Messenger RNA from Xenopus laevis (African clawed frog), 942 nucleotides. RefSeq names its product olfactory receptor 6F1. Bases 1 to 942 code for a protein of 313 amino acids. NCBI's taxonomy places the organism in Eukaryota, Metazoa, Chordata, Amphibia, Anura, Pipidae. The record is from RefSeq and is a predicted model, not a curated record. The transcript has a single exon.
AUGCCCUCUAAUAACCUGACUGAGUUUAUUCUUCUUGGGCUUCCAUGCAGUCCCAGAAUACAAACAUGUAUAUUUGCUGUGUUUCAAUGUGUUUACAUUCUGUCGCUCUUUGGUAACAUAAUUAUUAUAGCCACUACCUGCACAUCCCACCAGCUCCAAACACCAAUGUAUUUUUUACUCACAAGUUUGGCCUUCUUGGAUAUCUUUUUUAUUUCUUCUACUGUCCCCAAACUUCUAAGUAUUCUGGUGGGUGGAAAUCAGGUUAUAUCUCUGCCUGGCUGCCUUUUACAGUUAUAUGUAUAUAUUUCUCUGGGUGGCACCGAGUUCUUCCUGCUGGCUGCAAUGUCUCUUGAUCGCUACCUUGCCAUCUGCCAACCUUUAAGGUACAGCGCCAUCAUGAGCAAUGACAACUGCUGGAGACUCAUUGUUGGCUCAUGGGCAUUUGGGUUCUUAGACAGCAUCCCGUUUAUUUUUCUCAUAUCUCAUUUACAGUUUUGCAGCAGACCUUUAGUCAUCAACCACUUUUUCUGUGAUGCCCCUGCUCUAUUUCUUUUGUCCUGCUCAGACACAAGGGUAGCUCAGAAUGUACUUUUUGGUUUUGCUACUCCUACUAUUCUAACCUCGUUCAUUGUUACUGUAUCCUCUUACUUUUUCAUACUCUUAUCUAUCUAUCGCAUUUCAUCAGCACAUGGCAGAAGAAAAAUGUUCUCAACUUGCUCCUCACACUUUGUAGUGGUUUCCAUUGUUUACGGCAGCUGUAUUUUUCUCUAUAUCAGGCCUGAUGAGUCUGGGUCUUCCAGCACAGUGAAGGCUGUGUCUAUAUUUAAUAGUAUUUUCCUUCCAUUUCUUAAUCCAUACAUUUAUACUUUGAGAAAUGAAAUCAUAAAGAACAUUCUAAAGAGGUUGUGGAGGACCAAUGUACGUCUCUGUGUCAAAGACUAG